This is a messenger RNA of Lates calcarifer (barramundi perch), 3449 nucleotides long. RefSeq names its product nuclear GTPase SLIP-GC. The coding region runs from base 159 to 2660 and encodes 833 amino acids. The record is from RefSeq and is a predicted model, not a curated record. NCBI's taxonomy places the organism in Eukaryota, Metazoa, Chordata, Actinopteri, Centropomidae. Gene Ontology annotation, molecular function: GTPase activity. The transcript is spliced from 25 exons.
CCUCAGUGAUGCAUAGAAGAGGUAAGCAACACUGUGGUGGCGGAGGGGAUGGUACGUUAGAGGUGGAGACUCUGUAAAACAAAAGGCUCAUAGUAGAUCAAGCACCAGUGGAGUCGUGUUUGUGCAUCAAAGAGGAAAAAACUUUUCUGUCCUUGAACAUGGAUGAGUUUGUUCGUGGCAAAUUGACUGAUUGGGGUCUCAGUGAGUGGAUACCAAAAUUUGAAGAUGAAGGCAUUGACAUGGAAUGUCUUUACGAGCUUGAUGAUGAAGAAAUUUGUAGCUUGAUCCCAAAUAUAGGACCAAGGAAAAAAUUCAAUAAGAGACUCAAGUUGCUAAAGGAAGGACAAAACCCAACAAAUCAGGAAACAGCUGAUGUAUCUGCUCACGAGCAUGAAGCAGCAGCUGAUAAUGCUCAGGUUUUGCUGUCCACCAGUGACACAAGUGUUAGAGGAAAGAGACAGUUGGAUCUUCAGGGUGAGGGGGGAGUCCCCCCAGCUAGAAAACGACAACGUGAAAAAAAUGCGGAAUCAUUCUCAGACGAAAUCAUCCUGUCUGAUGUGAAAAACAUAAUGAGAUGUGUCCAUCAGAGACUACAAAAUGAAGACAACACAAAGCUCAAUGCUUUCCUGAAGACUAAAAUCAGUGAUCUGGAGACUGACAAGAGGGAGCUGGUCGGUGUUUUUGGUAAAACUGGGGCUGGAAAGAGCUCUUUGAUAAAUGCCAUCAUUGGAGAGAAGAAUCUUUUGCCCUCUGGAAGUGUCAGUGCAUGUACUACAGUCAUGAUUAAAGUGGAGGCGAACAUGCACAACCCAAAGUAUGAAGCAGAAAUUGAGUUCAUUACAAAAGAGGAGUGGAGAGAUGAGUUGUGGUCCAUGUAUCAUAUUCUUCAGGAUAAUGCAGGUCAGCAAAAGGAAAAUGAUGAUGACUAUCGUGACACUGUUGAAAAGCUGGCAGCAGUGUAUGGAGAAGAAUGGAAAAACAUAUCCCUUGAAAACCGCAUGGAUAACAAAUACUUCAAAGACAUUCCAGAAUUUCUCCAGUCCAAGAGGAAGAUAUUGACAUGUGAAUCAGCUGAAGAGUUGUCUGCAAGAUUGGUCAAAUACACAAGAAGUGACUCGAAAGUGGGAGACGGUGAAAAAGUAACGAGGCAAUACUGGCCACUGGUGAAGUGUGUGACUGUCAGGGUGCCUAAUAAUGACUUUCUCCAGCAUGUCACACUUGUGGACCUUCCUGGAAGUGGAGACCGUAACAAGAGCAGAGAUAAAAUGUGGAAAGGGAUUGUUGGAAGUUGUUCUACUGUGUGGAUCGUGACUGACAUUAAUCGAGCAGCAGCAGAGAAAGAACCCUGGGAGAUCCUGGAAAAUGCCAGUAGCCUCAUGGGAAAUGGUGGCGAGUGUCAGCACAUUCACUUCAUCUGCACCAAGUCUGAUCUUAUUGAAGAUUGGGAUGAUCAUUUAGCAGGUGCUGUCCCUGCUCUCGUAUUUAAAAGAAACAUGGAAGCCAAGAAAACAGUGAUCAGAGAAUUCAGUCAACAGAGAAACAUUAAGAAACACUUCAGUGAAAACUGUUUCAAAGUGUUCACAGUGAGCUCCAAAGAGUUUCUGAAAGGAAAACAUCUGAAGCCAGAAGAAACUGAAAUACCCCAACUUCAGGAAUUUCUGCAAGAUCUCAAUGACUGUCACUCAGAGACAUUAAACUAUGUGUCUGGAGCUUAUGGGAUUCUGUCUCUGAUUCAAGGGGCAAGAUGCAGAGGAGUGGCCAACAAAAAAGCAGCUGUGUGCACAGAGCUUGAAGAAACCUUGAGGCGUGAACUUGAUAAAGUCAAAAAACCCAUGGAAGAGGCUUAUGAGGCUUUUGAAAAAUGCCUUGACAAGGGGGUUAAAGAGUCAAAAAGUUCAUGUGAAGGAAACUUGAAGUCCAUCUUAUAUCCUGGUGGCACAUCAGGUCGUGGUUUUCACAGAAUAUUGAGGUGUGUAGUUGAGAACAAUGGCGCCUACAAACCAAAAAGAAAAGAAGGGAAAGAAAUAAACAUCAACAUGAAGUUAAGUUCAUGCCUGACUGACAACAUUGAUGAGGAAUUCAGGAAGACCUUCCCAAAUGAAGGAAAAUGUGGACCAUUCAGUGGAGUCAUCAGUAUGUUUUCACUUGACACAGAGUGGCUGAUUCAAAAGUACAAAGAUGUCGAACUGCAACUGAUUUUUCUCAAGACAGAGGAGGAAAAAAUUAAGACAAAAGUUAACAAAACCAUCCGGGAUCGUAAGAAAAUAAUAUACAGCAGUCUGACGGGGACAAUAAAGGCAAACAUGCAAGCAUGCUAUGAAAGAGCAGCAGAGUUUAGAGGACCGGACACACUGAAUAACAUGAGGGACGCUAUUAAGAAGCAUGUACAUGAUUCAAAGAACGUCAUGUUUCAGGUGGCCAAAGAUGUGAUGUUAACCCAACUGAAAGACUUGAAGAUGUACAUUCUGGAGGAACUGGAGAAAUCCCUGAAGGAAUCAAUUGAGCUGUCACUCAAAACAGAUGAUUACUCAAUCCCAGAUUUUUCAGCAGAGCUUAACAUGGUGAAGAGAUACAGAGAUGAACGGCAGACCAGCCAAGGUGAAGAAAUGUCACUAACAGGUGCUGAUCCACGUGGCCCAGCAGCUGCACUGAGUCCAUGACAUGUAAACAGGUUUGCUCAGUGGAGAUAAAUAGCAGAGGCCUGAUCACCCACUGAAUGUCCCUGCAGACAUGAGGUCUCUGGAUUUAUUCUCAACCAUUUUUAUCAAGUUAUUGUCUUUUUUUUCUUUGAGUUUUAAUUUGUUAUGUACUUUGACUUGAAUUGCAUGCAGAGAGUCAUUUUUGUCAUGUUACUUGUUCUUCUUCUCUUUGAGUGUUGGUUUGUACUUUGACUUUGUUGUGAAUUACAUGCAGAGAGUUUUUAGAUUUUUUGGUCUGCCAUUGACAUUAACUGAUGAGAGUCCAGAGGCAGGUGGCUGACAUGCAAAGGUUUGAUUCAAACCAGGAACAUUAUGGUUUACAUGGUACCGGUCUUUGCCACUAGGCCUCUAUAAUGCCACAAAGAUUCUGUGUUUUUAACGAUUUAACAGUUUUUAUAUACUUUAAUGUUUUUCUGCCCAUGAUUUUAUUUUAUUACUUUAGUGCUAGAUGAUUGAUAGAGGUGCUAAUGAUUUUAUGGCUGUUUAAAUGAAACCUUGAAUACAAGAUUUAACUUUAGGCUUUUCAAGCAAUGAUCUUAAAUCACUAUUUUUCCUUCAUGGUCAAGGGCAAAACUUUUACUUACUGAAAAAUAAUGGUUUCUAUGUGUGUUUAUAUAUGAGCAAUAGAAAUAGAUGAGUGGUGACUUUUUACUUAUUCACUUAUUUACUGCACUAUAUGUUGUUGUUUUUUCAGCAAAAGUGUAAUUGAUAUUGUCCUUUAAUCCUCAAUAAACUGCUGCAUGUAGUUUA